AUAUAAUCUUAGAUUCAAAACGCAAAUAGUUAUGUUAAAAUAACAUUUAGAUUCUAGAUCCUAGAAGCAUCUAGAAAAGAAAAGAUGGAACAGCCGUUUAAUGAAAAUUAUCCGCCACCUUAUGAACCUCCGCCCAAGUGGAUUCCAGCAGAAGAGUGAAUGCACCAUAGAGAUUACAACAACGAUCUGCAAAUGUUUUUACCUCGAACUAUAUAUCUGAAAAGACAAAAGGCUUCUGAUGCUCUUGGCUUUAAUAUCCGAGGUGGAAAAGAACACAAUUUUGGAUUUUUUGUUUCAAAAGUAAUGCCAAAUAGUGAAGCAGAAAAUCUGGGAAUCAAAGAGGGUGAUCAAAUACUCAAAGUGAACAAUAUUGAUUUUAGCACCUUAGACCAUGCUGAGGCUGUCAGGGUUUUAAAAUUCAGUACAAGUAUAGAAAUGGUUGUCAAAUACUUUCCUUUUGGUUAUCAAAGAACUUAUGACAGAAUGGAAUAUCACACACAGUCUGUGUCUUCCUCAUCUCAACGAUGAUCACACACAAUCACAUUUCACACCAGUAAGAUGACACAAUCACAUUACAUAUGACAGGAUGGAUCAUCACACAGUCUGUGACUUCCCCAUCUCAACAAGGAUCACACACAAUCACAUUUCACACCACACAGUCAAAUGACACAAUCACAUUUCACACCACACACACACAAAUGACAAUCACAUUUCACACCACAAACUCUCAAAUGACACAAUAACAUUUCACACCACACACACAAAUGACAAAAUCACAUUUCACACCACACACACUCAAAUGACACAAUCACAUUUCAUAUGACAGGAUGGAUCAUCACACAGUCUGUGUCUUCCCCAUCUCAACUAUAAUCUCGUACAAUUACAUCAAACAUAUUCACAUCACACAACUACAUUACAUGGUCAUAUUACACACAAUCUGCAUAUGUAAGCAAUGGAGACUCACUAUCUCUUAUUUAUAGCACAUAGACUACUGUGCAUGAACUUAGAGCAGGUUGUAUUAUUUAUAUGUACAUAUAACACUGAUGAACCUUUUUUAUCCAAAGUUGUUUUUUGAUGACAGUAAAUGAUUUUUGUUUGAUUUUGAUAAAAUAUGUAAGGUAUUUAAUCUUAUACCUUUACAAAUUUAUUAUUUUUAUACUGAAUUCUCUCUAUGCCUUCUUGUGUUAGAUGAAUCACUUAACAUUUAAAUAGCUGAUUGUCAACUAAACCUGCUGGCUAGUAUCAACUCUGUUAGUGGAAAUGAUGCUUGCAUGUAUGAAAAUAUUCAAUUGAUAAAGGUUGGUUGGAAACAGAAGUGACAGUUUGAUUUAUGUUUUUCGUAUGGAUUUAUUUUGCAUUAAAGGAUGAAAAGCGCACAAUAUUAUUUUUUAAGUUCUAUAUAUAAAUAAAUAAAAAUAUAUUUUAAUAACUUGAU
Physella acuta is the source of this 1435-nucleotide messenger RNA. RefSeq names its product PDZ domain-containing protein 11. Gene Ontology annotation, molecular function: protein binding. The record is from RefSeq and is a predicted model, not a curated record. Lineage: Eukaryota; Metazoa; Mollusca; Gastropoda; Physidae.